This is a messenger RNA of Saprolegnia parasitica CBS 223.65, 624 nucleotides long. RefSeq lists its product as hypothetical. The transcript has 4 exons. Gene Ontology annotation, biological process: mitochondrial respiratory chain complex II assembly; tricarboxylic acid cycle; mitochondrial electron transport, succinate to ubiquinone. NCBI's taxonomy places the organism in Eukaryota, Oomycota, Saprolegniomycetes, Saprolegniales, Saprolegniaceae. The coding region runs from base 39 to 572 and encodes 177 amino acids. Gene Ontology annotation, cellular component: mitochondrion. The record is from RefSeq and is a predicted model, not a curated record.
GUCCAACCGGUGAACUUCGCAGACCUUCAGAAACCAUCAUGCUUGCACGCGCCUCGAUCCUCUACGCCCGCGCCGCGCCGCGCAUGGCCGCCCGCGCCUUCUCGACGGAACACUCCUCGUUCCACGCCAACCUCCCGCCGCUCAGCAUCACGGAGGCGCAGGAGCUCCGCGCCCAGGUGCGCAAUGAGCAGAUGCGCAAGGACCACUUUGCCAUGAAGGCCGAGUACCCGGAUGCGAGCCAAGGCGAAGAGGCCAUUGACGCCGACAAGGCCAACCGCAAGCGCGUCAUCUACCGCAGCAAGCAGCGCGGCUGGCUGGAAGUGGACUUGCUCCUUGGCCGCUGGGCGAGCGAGAAUGUCAUGUCGCUGACUGCCGACGAGCUCCGUCAGUACGAAGACAUCUUGAACCGCGAGACGAUCGACAUUUUCAACUUUAUCUCGGGCAAGGACGUCGUGCCGCCGGAGAUUGACACACCCAUGAUGAAGCGUCUGCAAGCGUACUGCAAGACGAGCCCGCUCGGGAAGGCCUCCAUCCAAGGCUUCUUGGACAACAAGAAGUACAUGAGCAACUAAGAGCCGCUGACCUCAGACGCGCUCAUCCAAAUGCAUUCUCUGUUCUUCAAAA